AUGACACGCGCUGCAGCAAUUUGUGUCGCGCACGGCGGAGGUCCCAUGCCUGUUCUUGGAGACCCUGGCCACGCUUCCAUCACCGCAUCACUCCAGAAGCGCGUGCCCAAGAUUUUAAAGCUCAACACACCAGACGCACCGAGAGCCGUUGUGGUUGUAACGGCCCAUUGGUCGGAAGGCGCACCAACCAUCUCAUCAGGGGAGCGCCAUGAUCUGUACUACGACUAUGGUGGCUUCCCGCGAGAGGCUUACUCACUCAAAUAUCCCGCUCCGGGAUCGCCAAGUAUCGCAAAUGAGUUGAAGCAGGCUCUCGAGAAGGAGGGUCUCUCACCGGUAAUGAACUCACGUCGUGGGUGGGAUCAUGGCGUCUUCAUUCCACUCCUCCUCAUUCACCCAGCCGCCGACAUUCCAGUCAUUCAGCUUUCAGUGCUGGCCUCUGAGGAUCCCGAGGAGCAUUUCCGCAUGGGUCGGGCCCUCUCAGCCCUGCGCGACACCAACGUUGCCGUCGUCGGCUCGGGUUUUGCUUCGCUUCAUAACAUGGGAAAGCUGCGGUCACUCAUGAUGGGAGACCCGUCAACGGCAAAGAGGAUCGGGACGCAAGUCAACGAAUGGAACAAGGAGUUGACGGGCGCCGCACUCCUAGAGAAGCGGGAAGACCGCGUCAAGGCGCUGUCCAACUGGCGCAAAUUCUCUCACAGUUACGAAAUGCACCCUCGCUACGGCGCGGAGCACUUCAUGCCUCUGCUGGUAUGUGCGGGUGCUGCUAACGACGAGGUUGGCCGGGAGUACAAUGACGACUUCCUUGGGGCGGAUAUCAAAACAUACUAUUGGGGAGAUCCGGAGAACCCCGACGCCCAAUGCUGA
Molecule: messenger RNA, 864 nt
Organism: Colletotrichum fioriniae
Lineage: Eukaryota; Fungi; Ascomycota; Sordariomycetes; Glomerellales; Glomerellaceae
Molecular function (GO): ferrous iron binding; zinc ion binding; oxidoreductase activity, acting on single donors with incorporation of molecular oxygen
Source: RefSeq, a predicted model, not a curated record